Astrephomene gubernaculifera is the source of this 541-nucleotide messenger RNA. The record is from the annotation of a GenBank genome assembly. Lineage: Eukaryota; Viridiplantae; Chlorophyta; Chlorophyceae; Chlamydomonadales; Astrephomenaceae.
GUAACAGCCGUGUGUUACCCGAGUUCUAUAAUGCGUAAGCGAAUUACGUCGGAAUAUGUAGGCCUACAAAAAAUGCAAAAUGGCGCACGCAAGCACUGAUAUCUCUGUCCGCAACACUUUACCAUGCUGCCUAACUCGGCCUUCAGGUCGCCAACCUCGGGUGCAAUUGCACGGACGCCAUCAAACAACUCUUAACACUACUUGUCGUCCAUGUACUACUCUUCAAGCAUCGCGGAAGGUCAAUGGAGCGCAGCCAUCGAUACCAUCGCUCGGAGCGUUGUCCUUACAAGUACCGGCGAUUAACAUAUGCUUCAGCCCCCGCAUUGCGAGUCAAAGCCCCAGGCUCCAAAUUGUCUCGAGGGCUUCAAUUGUAGCCCUACGGUACGGCCGUGGCGGCCCAGGUGCUAACCGUCCACAGCCCUGGCAGCUGGUGUCAGGCGUGUGUGCGGUGGCGCUGCUGCUGUGCAACUUCCACCGCUCCGUGUUCACGGCGCUGCUGCCAUUGCUGACGGAGGGGCUGGGGCUCGCACCGGCAGAGGUG